ACAAGCAUGGCGGCGCAGUUUCCCAGUGUUAUGAAAGCCUGUGUGUGAAAUGUUGGAUAACGCGGCGCCUUCCCUGCUCUUACACAACACCAUGCGGACAGGGGAGACACUUCCGCUGGCCGGCUAGCAGCAGCCGUGGGCAGAGGAGAAAACAAAACGCAUUUUCAUUCAGAAAAGAGGCAGAAGACGCCAUGGCGAAGCGGAAAGAGAGUGCAGAGACUGAGGCCGACACCAAGAAGCUGCGGCAGGGGGCAAAGGCCAAGAGCAGGGCGGCGAGACCCAGAGCCAGGAGGGAGCCAGGGAACGGCAUCGCAGAGGAAGAGGAGAAGCUGGAGAGGAAGGUCAAACCCAAAGUGCGUUCCUCCUCCAAGCCAGCGGGCGUCCCCGCGGCCCUCGUCUCCAGUAAGUACUUCCACUCACCAGUGAAGGAGGAGGAAGAGUCCGAUGAUGAUGACUUUGACGACUUUGACUUGGUGACCACACCACCGCCCGCUGUUAAAGCGGAGGCCGUGAAGAAGACAGUGAAGGAGGAGGAAGAGGAUGAAGAUGAGAGCGAGGAGGACGACUGGGAGGAAGUGGAAGAGCUGGCUGAGCCUCUGGGUCCAGUUGAACCACCAGAACCCGUCCUGCCCUCUCAGCCGGUGGAGAUCGAGAUCGAGACUCCAGACAUCAUGCAUAAGAGACAGAGAAGGGAGAAGAGGAAGGCGGAGUUUGAGGCGUACCUGAGGCGAAUGGUGAACCGCUUCAACAAGGACCUGCUGAUGGACACACACAAGGUCCACCUGAUGUGCCUGAUAGCCAAUGGGAUGUUCCGGAACCGCGUGUGCAGCGAACCGGACCUGCUGGCCGUCACGCUGUCGCUGCUGCCCGUCCACUUCACCAAGGUGGCCAAGGGGCGCAUCGACCAAAACUACCUGUCUGGACUGCUCAAAUGGUUCGGAGCCACGUUCACCCUGAACCCCAGCCUUCCCUGCGAGGAGCGCCCGGACCUCAGGGCGCUGCUGGAGAGACGGCUGGCCAGCCUGUCGGCCAAGAACCACCAGGAGAUGACGCACCUCUUCCUGUUGGUGCUGAGGUCUCUGCAGCUCUUCUGCCGCCUGGUUCUCUCCCUGCAGCCGGUUUCUCUCAAGCUCCCACCGGCCAAGGGAAAAGGGGCGAAACCCACCGCUGAGCCCCAAGGAAAGACCCAGACCGGCCAGGAAGCCUCCAGGAGCAGCCCGCCUGAGCCCAAAGUGUCCCCUGGCACCAAGAGACCCGCUGGAGAGGGAGGAGCCAAGGGAGGAAGAGGAGGAAAGAAAGCUAAGAAGAAGGAGGUAAAAGAGGAAGACGAGGAGGAGGAGGUGGAGAAGAGCGCAAAGGCAGGAGGGCAGAAACCGAAGAACGCCAAACGUCGCAGCGUCGCUUCGAAAGUCAGCUACAAGGAGGAGAGCAACAGCGAGGGGGAUGAGGAGGAGGCGGGAGGGCUGAGCGAGGAAGAGUUUCAGGCGAGCGGUGAGGAGGAGAGCGAGGACUCAGAGGGCGGGGCCAAAUCCAGGAGGGGGAAGAACGGGAAAGGAAAGAGCAAAGCCAAAACGAGCAGCAAAAAUGGCAGCAACACGGCUCCAAAGAGAAGGAGCGGCGGAGGGAAAAAGAAGGCGAAGAACGACGAGGAGGAGGAUGAGGAGUGGGAGGGGGAGGAAGGAGGUGAUGAGGAAGAAGAAGAAGGAGGAGGAGGAGGAGGGACGAGCAAAGGAACAAAGCGAAGGAGCGGGAGGAAGCGAGACGGGCCGGGGGCGGACGAGUGGCUGGAGGUGUAUCUGGACAAAAGCUCCUGCUGGGUGUGUGUGGACGUGGAGCACGGCGUCGGGCUGCCGCUGCUCUGCUCCCAGAAUGCAACGGCGCCGGUGACGUACGUGGUGUCGGUGGACGGCGACGGGUUCCUGAAGGACCUGGGCAGGAAGUACGACCCCACCUGGAUGACGUCGUCCAGGAAGAGACGAGUGGACGACGACUGGUGGGAGGAGACGCUGGAGCCCUUCCUGGGACCCGAAGACGAGAGGGACAUGAAGGAGGACAAAGAGCUCCAUGCCAAGCUGCUGGACAAGCCUCUGCCGACCUCCAUAGCCGAGUACAAGAACCAUCCUCUGUACGCCCUGACGAGACACCUGCUGAAGUACGAGGCCCUGUACCCCGCCACCGCCGCCGUCCUGGGAUACUGCAGGGGCGAGCCGGUCUACUCCAGAGACUGUGUCCACACGCUGCACUCCAGAGACACAUGGCUGAAAGAGGCUCGCACCGUCAGGCUGGGAGAGGAGCCGUACAAAAUGGUGAGAGGUUUUUCUAAUCGAUCCCGGAAGGCGAGGAUGAUGUCGGAGCAGAAGGACGAGAAGGACCUGCCGCUGUUUGGAGAAUGGCAGACCGAGGAGUACCAGCCGCCAGUCGCCGUGGACGGGAAGGUUCCCCGGAACGACUACGGUAACGUCUACCUGUUCAAGCCCUGCAUGUUACCGGUGGGCUGCGUUCACCUGCGGCUGCCCAACCUGCACCGCGUGGCCAGGAAGCUCGACCUCGACGCUGCACCCGCCGUCACCGGCUUCGACUUCCACGGAGGAUACUCGCACGCCGUGACUGAUGGGUACAUUGUGUGUGAGGAGCAUGAGGAGCUUCUCAGAGCCGCCUGGGUGGAGGAGCAGGAGGUCCAGAAACAGAAGGAGAAAGAGAAACAAGAGAAGAGGGCAAUCGCCAACUGGACUCUCCUGGUGAAGGGUCUUCUGAUCAGAGAGCGGCUCCAGCGGCGCUACGGCAAGAAGAACCAGGGUCCCGGCGGGCUGAUUCACACCCAGGACAGAGAGGGCGCCGGCGCGCUGUCGUCGGAUGAGGAGGCGGGUGAGGGGGGUGGAGCACCUGGAGCUAAGACAGCAGCUGAAACUCUGGCCAUGUCCUGGCCCCAGAACAGACAGGACGAACAACAAGAGGAUGGAAAGAGCGCCAGCGGACUGAAGAAGAAGACGACCAAACGCGAGAAGAGAGGGCAGGAGAAACACUUGUUCCCCUUUGAGAAAGUAUGAUAUCGGAGAUCAAAAAAAAAAAAGCAAAAGCUUGGCGCAAGACUAAUGUGUUUGUGCUCGGUGUGAAGGCAAACAUCUCCUGUUCAAAGGCUUGUUCACAUGCCAGACGUUGUGGAAGCGGCUCCAAAGCUCUGCAGCACUUGGGUUCAGUUCAGUCACAGGUUCAAACAGGCCCAGGGAAACCAAGAGCUUGAUUACACAAUCACUUAGAGUUUGAAAAAAAAAAAAAAAAAAAAAAAGACAACUCGAUUAACUGUUUCUUGCAACUGAUAUUUACUUUG
This is a messenger RNA of Myripristis murdjan (pinecone soldierfish), 3328 nucleotides long. It is a transcript of the gene xpc, whose product is annotated as xeroderma pigmentosum, complementation group C. Gene Ontology annotation, biological process: mismatch repair; nucleotide-excision repair. Gene Ontology annotation, cellular component: nucleotide-excision repair factor 2 complex; nucleus; cytoplasm. The record is from RefSeq and is a predicted model, not a curated record. The transcript has 14 exons. Bases 192 to 3047 code for a protein of 951 amino acids. Gene Ontology annotation, molecular function: damaged DNA binding; single-stranded DNA binding. Lineage: Eukaryota; Metazoa; Chordata; Actinopteri; Holocentriformes; Holocentridae.